Molecule: messenger RNA, 1540 nt
Organism: Scylla paramamosain (green mud crab)
Lineage: Eukaryota; Metazoa; Arthropoda; Malacostraca; Decapoda; Portunidae
Gene: l(2)37Cg
Product: DNA-directed RNA polymerases I and III subunit RPAC2-like
Exons: 7
Coding region: 456-1004 (182 amino acids)
Biological process (GO): DNA-templated transcription
Cellular component (GO): RNA polymerase I complex; RNA polymerase III complex
Molecular function (GO): protein dimerization activity; DNA binding
Source: RefSeq, a predicted model, not a curated record
GUCUUCGGGCGGCGACGGUAGGAGUCACCUUGUCUAGUGUUCGUGAUAUUUUCUGCAUCUUUUCUUCUUCACUGCAUCUCCUAGAGUUUUAUGCCCUGGUGUGCGGCGGGGGGAGGGAGGCAGCGGCUAAGUGUGUGUGUGUGUCCCCGUGCAUCUGAAACCAUGUCCCGCCUACGGCCCGAUGUUAAACUUGUCGCGCCGUGAAGUGUUAACUGCCGGCAGCGUCUUGGGCUCCGAGAGACGAGGCUGGUGUAGUGAGCGACAUCUCCCGCUACCGUGGACCUCGAUGAUUCAAACAUCUCCACUACACAUUAAACCAUGAAGUGAAUGAGAUCUUAGCAGUACUGUCCCUUUCAAAAGACAGACCGUCACUUGUAAACAAAGCGUGUCGCAGCAAGCCAGCAACCACUAGCUCACCACCACCGCAUUUACGUGCAUCAACACCUACCACUACCAUGCCUGUGGGGCCAGAUGGGUUUCGCCUUCAGAAUGUGAACGAGAGUAAGGAGAAGAACAAACUGGAAUGGGUGACGGGCCCCAGCCAGGACGAUUACAACCGCACCUUUGUGAUCAACGAUGAGGAUCACACACUGGGGAAUGCACUCAAGCACAUCAUUAUGCAGGAUCCCGCUGUGGAGUUUUGUGGCUACACAGUCCCCCACCCCAUGGAGAGGAAGAUCCAUGUGAGAGUGCAAACCCAUAGCACUCCAGCCCUGCAGGUUCUCCACAAGGCUCUCAAAGACCUCAAGAAGCUGAAUGAAGAUAUCAAGGAAAAGAUUGAGAUGUGUCCAUACCAUCACUCCUUCGCUGUUGAAACCACUGUGUCAUUCAUCAAUCAUGCUCUGUACUCUUUCCAUCUCCCACUGUUUUUCAUAUUCAUAUCUGUUUCUGUGAAUCACUGUCAGCUAAGAAGUGCUUCAACUUUUCCUGCUGCUUCUUUAUGUUACACACAGCUGAUGAUCUUAGAAGCAGCCUUUUGCAACACUUCCACUUUUAUUUUAUAGUUAUGUUAUGUGUAUGUUUUGUGUCAUGAUUUAAAUUUCUUUCUUUUGAAGUCAUAAUUAUCAUGAAAUAAAGAUCACAAAAAUAUCUAUAUCUGUGUACCAGGCUGGGAAUCCACACACCUGGUGGCCAAGACAAGGCACCACACAUUCUCACACACAUCAUUCACAUUCUUAUCCUCAUGAGCCCCUCUGGAAGCUCAGCACUGUUUGCUUCUUGAAUGGAUUGGUAGUGUGGUGUGGCAUCUCUCCCACCAUCAAAAUUACUCCCAGGUUAAUUUGCUGCAUUUCUAUCCUAAUACAUUAUUGAUGAUACAUACAUAAGAUAUAUAAAAUACCUGGUAGAUGUUUUGGUGCCCUCUUCUCACUAUAUGUAAUGUACACAACAUUUGGAUCAUGCUACAAUUGUAUUUCUGUUUGUGGCUGUGCUGAGUGAACUAAUCAUACUUCCACAGCACAUUUAAAAGACAGAAAAUACAGUCUGCUUAAAAUAUGCCAUCUUAAGUGAGAUUUGAAAUUAAACAGUGCCAGAGUAUCAA